AAAAAAAAAAACUGGAGCACACAGGCAGCAUUACGCCAUUCUUCCUUCUUGGAAAAAUCCCUCAGCCUUAUACAAGCCUCCUUCAAGCCCUCAGUCAGUUGUGCAGGAGAAAGGGGGCGGUCGGCUUUCUCCUUUCAAGAACGAGUUAUUUUCAGCUGCUGACUGGAGACGGUGCACGUCUGGAUACGAGAGCAUUUCCACUAUGGGACUGGAUACAAACACACGCCCGGCAGACUUAAAGAGUCUCAGACUGAGGAGAAAGCCUUUCCUUCUGCUGCUCCCGCUGCUGCCGCUGCUUUUGAGGGUCCACUCCGUUCAUGGUUUUUCCUGCCAGACCAGAGUCACCUUCGCUGCUGCCGUCCUUCUCUCUGGUGUCAUUCAGAGGCUGGCCAGAGGAUGAGACUCCCCAAACUCCUCACUUUCUUGCUUUGGCACCUGGCUUGGCUGGACCUGGAAAUCAUCUGCACUGUGUUGGGUGCCCCUGACUUGGGCCAGAGACCCCAGGGGGCCAGGCCAGGCUUGGCCAAAGCAGAAGCCAAGGAGAGGCCCCCUCUGGCCCGGAGCAUCUUUAGGCCAGGGGGUCACAGCUAUGGUGGGGGGGCCGCCAAUGCCAGGGCAAAGGGGGGCACCGGGCAGACAGGAGGCCUGACACAGCCCAAGAAGGAUGAACCCAAAAAGCUGCCCCCAAGAUCGGGCGGCUCUGAACCCAAGCCAGGACACCCUCCCCAGACAAGGCAGGCGGCAACGCGGACGGUGACCCCAAAAGGACAGCUUCCUGGGGGUAAGGCAACUCCAAAGGCAGGAUCUGUCCCCAGCCCCUUCCUGCUGAAGAAGGCCAGGGAGACCAGGCCCCCUCAAGAGCCCGAGGAGCCGUUCCGCCCGCCCCCCAUCACGCCCCACGAAUACAUGCUCUCGCUGUACAGGACACUGUCUGAUGCUGACAGAAAGGGAGGCAACAGCAGCGUGAAGUUGGAGGCUGGCCUGGCCAACACCAUCACCAGCUUUAUUGACAAAGGGCAAGAUGACCGAGGUCCUGUGGUCAGAAAGCAGAGGUACGUGUUUGACAUUAGUGCCCUGGAGAAGGAUGGGCUGCUAGGGGCCGAGCUGCGGAUCUUGCGGAAGAAGCCCUUGGACACGGCCAAGCCAGUGGCCCCCGGCAUCGGGCGGGCUGCCCAGCUGAAGCUGUCCAGCUGCCCCAGCGGCCGGCAGCCGGCAGCCUUGCUGGAUGUGCGCUCCGUGCCAGGCCUGGAUGGAUCUGGCUGGGAGGUGUUCGACAUCUGGAAGCUCUUCCGAAACUUUAAGAACUCGGCCCAGCUGUGCCUGGAGCUGGAGGCCUGGGAACGGGGCCGGGCCGUGGACCUCCGUGGCCUGGGCUUUGACCGGGCUGCCAGGCAGGUCCACGAGAAGGCCCUGUUCCUGGUAUUUGGCCGCACCAAGAAACGGGACCUGUUCUUUAAUGAGAUUAAGGCCCGCUCGGGUCAAGAUGAUAAGACUGUGUAUGAGUACCUGUUCAGCCAGCGGCGAAAAAGGCGGGCCCCACUGGCCACACGCCAGGGCAAACGGCCCAGCAAGAACCCCAAGGCCCGCUGCAGUCGGAAGGCGCUGCAUGUCAACUUCAAGGACAUGGGCUGGGAUGACUGGAUCAUCGCACCGCUUGAGUACGAGGCCUUCCACUGCGAGGGGCUAUGUGAGUUCCCCUUGCGCUCCCACCUGGAGCCCACAAACCAUGCGGUCAUCCAGACCCUGAUGAACUCCAUGGACCCCGAGUCUACACCGCCAACCUGCUGUGUGCCCACACGACUGAGUCCCAUCAGCAUCCUCUUCAUUGACUCUGCCAACAACGUGGUCUAUAAGCAGUAUGAGGACAUGGUCGUGGAGUCUUGUGGCUGCAGGUAG
Neogale vison (American mink) is the source of this 1896-nucleotide messenger RNA. RefSeq names its product growth differentiation factor 5 (gene GDF5). Lineage: Eukaryota; Metazoa; Chordata; Mammalia; Carnivora; Mustelidae. Gene Ontology annotation, molecular function: growth factor activity; cytokine activity. The coding region runs from base 397 to 1896 and encodes 499 amino acids. Gene Ontology annotation, biological process: BMP signaling pathway; SMAD protein signal transduction. Gene Ontology annotation, cellular component: extracellular region. The transcript has 2 exons. The record is from RefSeq and is a predicted model, not a curated record.